Molecule: messenger RNA, 654 nt
Organism: Malurus melanocephalus (red-backed fairy wren)
Lineage: Eukaryota; Metazoa; Chordata; Aves; Passeriformes; Maluridae
Product: collagen alpha-1(XVI) chain-like
Exons: 8
Source: RefSeq, a predicted model, not a curated record
AUGGGGCGAGUGACCACUGGGGGGCUGAAGGGCGAGCGCGGCUCCGUGGGCGAGCGGGGUCUGCCGGGGAUGCCAGGACAGCCGGGACCCCCGGGACACCCGGGACCGCCGGGCGAGCAGGGACCGGACGGACCCGUGGGGAAAGAGGGACCGCCAGGAAAACCGGGCAUUGCGGGCCCGGCCGGACAGAAGGGUGACGCUGGCUCCCCCGGCGAGAGGGGCUACCCGGGCGAGAAGGGCAGAGCCGGAAUGCCCGGGGGUCCGGGAAAAAGCGGCUCCAUGGGGCUCGUGGGACCGCGGGGACCCGCGGGCGAGAGGGGCCCGCCGGGCUCACCGGGUCCCGCAGGUAGCCCCGGGCUACCGGGCCCGCCGGGGAUGAUGGGAGAUGUGGUCAACUACGACGAGAUCAAGCGCUUCAUCCGGCAGGAGCUCAACAAGAUGUUUGACGAGCGCAUGGCCUAUUACACCUCCCGGCUGCACUUCCCGGUGGAGAUGGUGGCGUCCCCGGGCCGGCCCGGUCCCCCCGGCAAGGACGGGCUGCCCGGCCGGCCGGGACCCCCCGGCUCCCCGGGAAUGCCGGGCCAGAUCGGCAGAGAGGGGCGGCAGGGCGUGCCGGGCAUGCGGGGCGAGCCGGGUGCCAAAGGAGAGAAGGGC